Molecule: messenger RNA, 1839 nt
Organism: Linum trigynum
Lineage: Eukaryota; Viridiplantae; Streptophyta; Magnoliopsida; Malpighiales; Linaceae
Source: the annotation of a GenBank genome assembly
UCGAUCAUACCGGUCAUACCGGUGGUGUCAUGCCGGUUUCAUGACCGGCACAGGUUGAACCAGGUUCAAGCGGGUGGCAUGCCACCGGCAUGACAACCAUGCUCCCAGUAACCUUUAUGCACUCUAGUUGGAAUUUGACACAACCCAAACCCGAAUUGGAGUUCCAAUAUCACUCGUAACAACUCGAUUAUGGUGCUCACACUCCAGUUGCGAGAACUUGUUCACAUAUUUCGCGUAAUUAGAUCGGAUGCUAUGUUGUUGGCAAAUGCUGACCUUUUAGCUGUGGUUGCUCAGCUAUUGUUCUUUUUGUCGUCUUGUGCCUUAAUAAUGGUCACUAACUAAACUGGCAAGUUUGGUCAAACAAAGACCAAAAUAUAUUCCACAAAUCUCUUCAACAGUCGAACACAACAACACCACCACCAACAUAAAAAGGAAUCCAUACCAUGUGAUAAAAUCUGCUUUAGUUUGAUCUUGAUUCGUGACGAUAACAAAAUCUUCUUAAUUACGUGAUUAACUAGCUUCUCCAUCUCUAACCCACCUCUGUAAAUUUUUCUUUUUUUGUUUCUCUCCAGAUCUCUGCCAUCGGAUUUCAACAGCGCAUCCUCCAACGGCACGUGGACCAAAACCUUCUCCACCCGGGAGCGAGAGAAGGCCAGCCGGCGGGAACGCAAGGGGUGGAUGAUAACGAUCCACGACCUCUCCGGCUCGCCCGUCGCCGCCGCGUCGAUGAUCACCCCGUUCGUCCCUUCGCCCGGGUCGGAUCGGGUCUCCCGGUCCAACCCGGGGGCCUGGCUGAUCCUCCGCCCGCACGGGUUCUCGGUCAGCACGUGGAAGCCGUGGGGCCGGCUCGAGGCGUGGAGGGAGCGCGGCGGCGCGGUGGAUGGGCUGGGGUACAAGUUCGAGCUGAUGACCGAAAGCAACGGCGGUCGGGUCGCCAUAGCGGAGGGGAGCGUCGGGGUGAGGAAGGGCGGGCGGUUCGACAUCGACGGGAGGACGGUCAGGGAACCGGUUUCCCGGUCGGGGUCGGCGAAGGGGUUCGUGAUGGGUUCGACCGUGGAAGGGGAAGGGAAGGUUAGUCGGCCCGUGGUUCAGGUCGGGGUCCAGCACGUGACCUGCACGGGGGAUGCUGCGCUGUUCGUGGCGCUAUCCGCUGCGGUCGACCUUAGCAUGGACGCUUGUAGGCUGUUUUCGAGUAAGUUGAGGAAGGAGCUUUGCCAUGAUGAUCAGGAUGGUUUGUGAGGUGAGGGGAGGUAAAAAAAAGUUUUAAUGCUGUGAUGACCAAUAGGGUGGGAGCGGGCGGUAAAAAUUAGUUUAACAGUUGGUUUGAGCGAGUGGUUUAAGGUUAAUUUGUUGGGUAGGGUUGAUUUGUUUAUGUCAUUUUGGACUUUUGGCCUCCUUUCAUGGGUUGAUGAUUGGGGCUGAGCUGUAAAUGGGGACAAUAGCUGGGCCUUACUGGCUGAGGGCCCAUUGGAUCGGUAGGUGGAUUUGGCUGGCAUGUCACCAUCCACGUCCUAAUGUUGGUUGGUUUUGGAGGGGGAAUUCUUUUUUUGCUGCGGUUGUUGUUAGUAUUUAUUAAAUUGGUAAUUUUGUACAAGUUAGUGCUUUCCAGAAAGAAAUGAGAAUGUAUAGGGAAAAGGAAAAUUAUUCAAAAAAAAAAAUAUUGAUUUUAUUAUUCUUUGGAGAUGAUAGUAAAUCCGUAUAACAUGUUUAAUGUUUAAUAUGUAUGUUUAAUAAGCUAAAUUGUUAACUUAACUAUAAUUUAUAUAUUUCUGUACUUUUAAAAUAAUUACUUUUAUAUAUUGAUGAUUGUAGACGUACUAUUAAACGUAAUUUUAGUUU